Hyaena hyaena (striped hyena) is the source of this 3311-nucleotide messenger RNA. RefSeq names its product beta-adrenergic receptor kinase 2-like. Gene Ontology annotation, molecular function: G protein-coupled receptor kinase activity; G protein-coupled receptor binding. The transcript is spliced from 3 exons. Lineage: Eukaryota; Metazoa; Chordata; Mammalia; Carnivora; Hyaenidae. The record is from RefSeq and is a predicted model, not a curated record. Gene Ontology annotation, biological process: protein phosphorylation; regulation of signal transduction; G protein-coupled receptor signaling pathway. The coding region runs from base 135 to 446 and encodes 103 amino acids.
GGGGGGGCUGCCCCGGGGCGGCCCCCCCACGUCGGGGCGCGGCGGGCGGCGGCGGCAGGAGCGCGUCCCGUCCGGGUCCCGAGGAGUCGCCGCCACCGCCGCCGCCGCCGCCGCCGCCGCCGCCGGUCGCCAACAUGGCGGACCUAGAGGCCGUGCUGGCCGAUGUUAGCUACCUGAUGGCGAUGGAGAAGAGCAAGGCCACCCCGGCCGCCCGCGCCAGCAAGAAGAUCGUGCUGCCCGAGCCCAGUAUCCGGAGUGUGAUGCAGAAGUAUCUUCAGGAGAGAAAUGAAAUCACCUUUGACAAGAUUUUUAAUCAGAAAAUUGUCCCUUUACUAACUGUUUGGAGGUAUUCUGGAACACCGUUUCUCCCUGUCCUGUCUGUGUUGGGACCCGCCCUCGUCCCCCACGACGGACGAAGUUCUGCGGCUGUCUUCCACGCCCUGUGAACCCGCCUCCGUCUUCUCCCUACGUCGUUUUCCUCUGGAGCCGCCUUCAGUGACUGGUGUCACGCGCCGUCCCUGUGCGCCUUCCGUCGCAUUGUGUCCCUCGCCGUGGAGCGCCUCCGUCUGGUCUAUGCUUCUGUCCUGUUGGCCCAGGUCCAGCCAUGGGAGGAUGAGCAUAACGCCCCCCCCCCAGAUUGCUGACUACAGACAGUCCGUUUGCUGAUGUUCUUGCUGCACUUGUGUGUGGCACGUUUUUGGCACUAACUGUGGAAAAUGUAGUCAUACCAGGUUCCUCUUUCCUGCUGGUUCCCUAACGAGUGUAAAUUCCUCGGGACCAAAGAUAAUCUCUGACACUCUUCCUUCUUUGUGACUCUCUGGCAUCUAGUUCAGUAUUUUACACAGCUGGGGCCCUGGCUUCCCCUCCGCCUUCCCCUUGGUUGACUCUGUUUCGGCACAAACUCCUCUCAACUGCCAUUUCUAGAAAGCUCUCCCUCGCAGCGUUUUGUGUAGACAACGUUUGUAUCUUAUGGGGUUGCUUCUCGGUGUGGUGACGGUGUUCUGGGGGGAAGUAACGGCCCGCCGAUCAUGCACCCCGUGUCCCCUCUGGCCCCCUCACCAUGGCCCCCAUGGGCGUCUUGCACCGUUGGGCUGGGUGUGUGCAUGCCCCCCCCCCCGGAAGUGGAGGGCUGAGGCGGGCAGCUGUUGGGAGCACACAGGUCCCAGAGCAGCAGCUGUGUGGACGCCCCCUCCGUCUCCUCCUUGCACGGAGGGCGGGAGGACCGCAUCCCUGCUUGCGGGAGAUGGCGUAGGGCCUGCACAUAACUGCCUUCAAAACUUAAACUUGGUCAAUAGCUUUAUAAAACACCUGUGCCAUUUAGUGGUCAGCCGGCAGUCAGCGGGCUGUAAGUUAAAAGGAAUUUGGGCAAAGUAAUCACAGAUACCGUCUCCUCGCUGUACUGAGUAGUCAUUUCAUGGUUACUAAAUUGCACAUCAAACAUGAACAACAGCUCCAGCCGCCUCUGCUUGGGGUCCCGUCCCAGGGGGCCGUGAGGGCUUCUCACCCCCGCGCGGCGGCAGCGCCAGCCCAGCCACCUGGUGUGCAGGGUCACGCUUCUGUUCUUUGGAGUCUUGAAGCCUCUUGAGAACAUGUGCACGCCCUCACACAUACCUGGGGGGGCGCUGUCGGGACACAGGGCCACCAACAGGCGCCUAUUCGAGGUCGGCUUAGGGCGUGGGACAAGGGCAGACAGUCCAUCCGGACAGGGUGGUGGCAGGUGAGUGCCAUACCGCGGAGGGCCAUGGGAAAGGGCAGGGUAAGAAGCGACAUUGCCCAGGGCCUGCUGUGUUGAGGACAAAGAGCCCUGGGUCUAAAAUCCUCAGGCCUGGAUUUGAGAGCUGAGUUGUAGUUUUGCAUAAAGCAGUUGCCCACUUCUAGGAGAAACCAGCCCCCAGCAGGCAUGUGGGCGCCUCGGAGCUUCCAGCAGACCCCGGCCACUGGGCCAGUGACCGUGACCUGGUGCCAGUAUUCUUAUCAGCGGGCCCUGGGCCUGCUGGCUGAAGUGCCCCCGCCCCGCACACUAGCCUCCCCGGUGGCGUCGCGCAUCCCUUCCACCGCCCUGCCCAGAUUGGACGCCUCCCUCUUUCCUUCUGGCCACUGAAACGCCCGCCUGCGAGCCCCUGGCCACCCUUCCCGCCGCCUCUCUCUGGCCUGCUCAGCUCUCCACGCUGGAGAGCUUCACCUCCUCCUGAAAGCAGGUGCAGCUGUGCCCCAGUCACACUCACCUUUCCCAGUCGGCGGUUUAUAAAAGGUUUAUUGAGCUGGGAUUAGAGAGACGAUCCAGAAGGCAGGCCGAUUGCCUCGGGGGGCCCUCGGGGGGACGGCCGCCACAUGCUGACACUGGAAGGGGCACAUCCUUCCCCGACACGGUGCCAGCCGCCCGUCCAGAGGCCAGAGGCCCGGUUCACGGGGAGAUGCUAGAGGUAUGUCCAGUAGCUCCAGGGCUGUGACGACGUGGGCGCGCGGAUCACCCAGACGGGGCCAGGGGCCUCAGGAGGAGGAGAGCCAGGGGAUCCCUGCACAGCGGCCCUGACUAGCGAACCCCGAUCGGAAAGGCCCUACAUGCUGUGAGCACAGACCGGUGGCCCAGGGUGAGAGCGGGCGAAGGUUGCAGAAAGACAGGUUGCUGCAAAAGAGAAAUAAAGGGAACUUGACCGUACUAAAAGAUUUUCAACUUUAUGAAAAAAAUAAGAGAAAUGCAAAGUACGGCGACUUGGCAAUCUUACUGUUUCAUCUUUCAGACUGGAGCAAGAGCCGCGGUUUAGCGACUCUGCUUUGGUGUGGCCGCAGGUUUUGGGGGACGCUGGGGCCCGCUGCUGUGGGGAGGACAGGCAGGUGCUGCUCCCACGGGGCCCAUUCACCGGGUCUGAGAAACUGACGGAGCAUUGAUAAGCCCUUUGACUCAGAAGCCUCACGCUAAGGAUGGGUCCCGCAAAUGCGCUUGAAUACACGAGAAAUGACGUAUGGAGAGUUAUUUAGUGCAGCGGUUUCCCAAGAGCCACGAAUUUGCCACAACCCAGACAUUCAUCGUUAGGGAGCACGUGAUAUGGAUUGUGGCACUCCGGAGGGUGGAGGACCGCGCAGCCGUGAGGAGGGACCAAGGGGCUCUUCAGGACCAGGAUAGCAAGAUGUCCAGGGUGGAGUGUUGUGGAGAGAUGGCUGACAUGCGCCGUGCGUAGAGUAUGGUGGAAAAUGAGUUCAUUUUGUGCCUGCCUUUGUGUUGUGUUAGAAGGUAACGAAUGGGGCAACUGGGUGGCUCAGUUGGUUGAGCAUUUGACUUUGGCUCAGGUCAUGAUCUUGCUGUUUGUGAG